Messenger RNA from Dictyostelium discoideum AX4, 1524 nucleotides. Its product is annotated as LMBR1-like conserved region-containing protein. Gene Ontology annotation, cellular component: membrane. Lineage: Eukaryota; Evosea; Eumycetozoa; Dictyosteliales; Dictyosteliaceae. Bases 1 to 1524 code for a protein of 507 amino acids. The transcript has 2 exons. The record is from RefSeq and is a predicted model, not a curated record.
AUGGUUAACGUCUUCUUAAUUAUUAUUGCUGUUGUUAUACCAGCACUUGUAGUUUUAGCAAGUUUGUAUUUAAUUGCAUAUUUCCAACAUCCAGAUGACAAAAAUGUUGCCUAUUUCCCGAAAAUUAUUGUUAUUUUAGGUUUAACAUUAGCAGCAACAAGUAUUUUAAUGUUACCAUUGGAUGUAGCAAAUGAUGGAGGAAGUGGUGGAUUUCCUAUGGAUAUAUUAUGGAUUAUUAUAUAUAUUGCAGUGGCAGUAUUUGCAGUUGUUAUUUGCCCAUUUGCAAUGUUCUUCUAUGAAUCAGAAGAAGCAGAUCCAGGAGCAGGUAGUCAAAUUGCAGGAGCAUUCAAGGGUACAUUUGCAAUUCUAUUUGCAUUUACAGCAUUAACCAUUGUUUUAUAUGUAUUCUUUGGUGUGGCAGAGAUUCCAACCAUUGUUGUAUUGGGUAGAUUCCAAGUUCUAAACUAUCCAUUCAUGUCAGAUAUUAGUAAUAUAACAUAUGCAUUACCAGAGAUAGCAGCAAUCAUUGGUGGAAAUGACGAGAGGAUCAGAUUCGAUCCUGGAAAUCCAGAUCUUUUAGGAGACGGAUCGGAGUAUGUAGAAUAUCGUUUGGAUAAAGAAUUUUUACAAUUCCGUGUGUCCAUCGCACUUUUCAUCAUCACAAUGGUUGCAUUCUUUGGUUGGUUGUUAUUCAUCAUUUUCGGUGGUAUCGGCUUGGUCGCCUUGCCAUUCGAUAUGAUUGGCGACUUUAAGAAUCGUCCACAACGUAUACCAUAUGACAAAUAUUUGGAAAGAAAGAAGAAGAUUGGUGAACGUGCCACUGAGUUAGUGGAGAUCGGCAAGACCAUCCAGUCACGUACAUCGGGUGGCAUCAUGAGCAAACGUGAUAGAAAGAAUUACAAUCGUUUCCGUCAAGCUAUUUUCUUGUUGGAGGAGGAUUACGAGCGUUUGAAGAUCUCUUACAAGAGACAAGGUGGCAAGGUCAUCUUUUACUACGCCCAGUUCUUUGGGGGCUUCGUUGCAUUGGGCGUCAGUCUUGGAUGGUUGCUUCACAUCAUCAUCUACAUGAUCACCGCACCAGAGCCAUUCCACCCAUUCUUAAACAGUUUGGUCAUUGCAUUGAACAAUGCUUGGGGUUUCCUUGGUGUCAUUGUCUAUGGUUUACUCUCAUUCUAUUUAUUGUUUUGUGUUGUCAAGGGUAAUUUCAAAUUUGGGUUACGUCUUUUCUUCCUCUUCCCAAUUCAUCCUAUGAGGGUUGGUAAUACCAUGAUGAAUGCUUUCCUCUUCAAUGUUGGUUUAAUCCUUAUCACUUCCGUCUCAAUCACUCAUUUCUGUACGAUGGCUUUCUCUCAAUUCACUUCAACAACUGCAAUCAAUUCACUCUUUGAAACUGCAGUUAAAAAUCUUAAAAUCUUAAAAUGGUUCUGGGUUGUCUACAUCUUUGGUGUCUUUGUUAUGGCUGUUCUUACUGCUAUCUUUUUAUUCAUUAAACCAAAAGAUAAACCAGCUAAAAUUCGUGUAUAA